Microdochium trichocladiopsis is the source of this 936-nucleotide messenger RNA. RefSeq names its product heterokaryon incompatibility protein-domain-containing protein. Lineage: Eukaryota; Fungi; Ascomycota; Sordariomycetes; Xylariales; Microdochiaceae. The annotation marks the transcript as partial. The transcript has a single exon. The record is from RefSeq and is a predicted model, not a curated record.
UCAUAUGCGACCCUCAGUCAUUGCUGGGGCACAGUCCAACCAAUCCGGUUACUUCGAAGUAAAGUCGAGCAAUUCAAGGGUGGAAUCAACAUGAGCGACUUACCCAGGGCGUUCCGUGAGGCCGUUGUCGCAGCCAGGAACCUCGGCGUCCUUUACAUAUGGAUCGACUCGCUCUGCAUCAUGCAGGACCAAGACGACCCCCGCGACUGGAAUCAAGAGGCGUCACUCAUGCACAAGGUCUACUCCAACGCCGUUUGUAAUACCGCAGCUUCCGACGCCGCAGACGGCUCUGAAGGACUCUUCCGCACUCGAGACCCGCGAGCUCAGCGCAGUCGCGCGAGCUUAUGGAUAACCGGCCUCGACAACGAGUACGACAACACGUGGAUUCCUGUCACAGUCGUGCACAAAGCCCUGUGGGAAAAAAACGUCACUUUUUCGCGGCUGAACCGCCGUGGCUGGGUAUUUCAGGAACGCAUUCUGUCGCCACGCAUCUUGCACUUUGGCAAGGCCCAGGUUUUCUGGGAGUGUCGCGAGCUCGAGGCCACAGAGUUCUACCCAGAUGAGUGGCCGAUCACACGUGAAUUGCACGAGCCUGACACUCUUUUGAAGGCACUCGACCUGCAACACUACCUGGCGCAGCUGCCGCCAAGUAUGUCUAUGACACUCGAGGACGCACGGGCUGCCUUGUACGCUGGCAUGGUUGAGCUGUACACUACACGCACGCUCACGCAUCCCAGCGACAGGCUCAUCGCGUUCUCGGGCAUCGCGCAGCACCUCGAGGCCAUGUUCGGGGACGAGUUUGUCGCUGGCUUGUGGCGUUCACAGAUCGCGGGCGAUCUGCGUUGGUCCACAGUGGUUGACGAUGACAAGCCAAGACAUCGACCGCUGCGGUACCGCGCUCCGUCGUGGUCGUGGGCCGCGGUCGACGGGCCCGUU